Molecule: messenger RNA, 504 nt
Organism: Papaver somniferum (opium poppy)
Lineage: Eukaryota; Viridiplantae; Streptophyta; Magnoliopsida; Ranunculales; Papaveraceae
Product: repetitive proline-rich cell wall protein 1-like
Exons: 1
Coding region: 1-504 (167 amino acids)
Molecular function (GO): structural constituent of cell wall
Source: RefSeq, a predicted model, not a curated record
AUGGCAAGAAUAGGAGCCUCAAUGGCUUCUUCAAUCACAAUCUUUUUAGUGAUUUUCAUAUCUCUUACCUUUCCUUCAAGAACCAUAGCACAUGGUUAUUUCUAUGAUUCACCACCACCCCCAACUCCAGUGUACACAUACGAAGCACCACCACCACCUACACCUCCGUAUAUGUACAAGCUUGCACCGGGGUACGAGCUUCCCGUUCACAAACCUCCAGUUUAUAAGCCCCCUGUUUACCAGCCUCCCGUUCACAAGCCUCCAGUUUAUAAGCCCCCUGUUUACAAGCCUCCAGUACACAAACCUCCGGUUUAUAAGCCUCCCGUUUACAAGCCUCCAGUGUACAGGCCUCCCGUUUACAAGCCUCGUGUGUACAAACCUCGUGUUUACAAGCCUCGUGUGUACAAACCUCCUGUUUACAAGCCCCACGUUUAUAAGCCUCAUGUUUACAAACCCCCAGGGUACAAGGCUCCAGUUUACAAGCCACCCACCCCCGUCUACUGA